GCCGGCGGACAGACCACCCCUCCCUCGGGCUGCGGCAAGGACCUCUCCCCCCUCUACUACAACCUCUGUGACCUCUCAGCGGCCUGGGGCAUCGUGCUGGAGGCCGUGGCCAGCCUCGGCGUGGUGGCCAGCUUCGUGCUCACCAUCGUCCUGGUGGCCAGCCUGCCCUUCGUGCAGGACCCCCAGAAAAAGAGCCUGGUGGCCACGCAGGUCUUCUUUCUUCUGGGCACCUUCGGGCUCUUCUGCCUGACGUUUGACUUCAUCGUGGGGCCGGAUUUCUCUACCUGCACCUCCCGCCGCUUCCUCUUCGGCGUCCUCUUUGGCAUCUGCUUCUCCUGCCUGCUGGCGCACGCCGUGGCCCUCAACUUCUUGGUGCGGAGGCCCGGCCCCUCCACCCGGGCCACCCCUGGCCUCUCCAUGGCCAUCUGGGUGGCGUGGAUGGUCAUGUACCUCUAUGGGAACCAGCGCGCGGGCAAGAAGCCCAGCUGGGACGACCCCACGCUGGCCAUCGCGCUGGUCUCCAACGCCUGCACCUUCCUCCUCCUCUACGUCAUCCCUGAGGUGACGCACGUGACGCGGCGGGGCUCCGAGCAGGCCUUCGAGGACGACGUCUACCCCACGCGUGGGGUUGGCUACGAGACCAUCCUCAAGGAGCAGAAGUCACAGAGCAUGUUUGUGGAGAACAAAGCCUUCUCCAUGGACGAGCCCUCCUUCG
Molecule: messenger RNA, 715 nt
Organism: Fulmarus glacialis (Northern fulmar)
Lineage: Eukaryota; Metazoa; Chordata; Aves; Procellariiformes; Procellariidae
Gene: GPRC5C
Product: G protein-coupled receptor, class C, group 5, member C
Exons: 2
Biological process (GO): G protein-coupled receptor signaling pathway
Cellular component (GO): intracellular membrane-bounded organelle; signaling receptor complex; extracellular exosome
Molecular function (GO): protein kinase activator activity; G protein-coupled receptor activity
Source: RefSeq, a predicted model, not a curated record